GACUGUUGUAAUUUUGAAUUCCAAAUACAAUACAUUCGUUCGAGUUCAUCUGUUCAUACUACAAUUCAAAUACUUCUAAUUAUCAUAUUGGCGUCGCGAUGGAGCCUGCGAUACAACAGUUGGACAUUCAUUCAACUUCUGAAGCUUGUGAGGAUUACCUUGAAAGGUUUGAGAUAUGGAGCAUGACCAAGAAAGAUAUGAAGGGUGACAAAAUUGUGGCACAUUUUCUUACAUUCAUCGGUCAAGAAGCCUACAGUUUAUUAAAAACCUUGGCAUAUCCAGAUAAGCCGAUUUCACUCCCAUAUACAACUCUCAAGGAAUUACUAUUAAACCAUGUGAAGUGCACCAGUUUUGAGUGUCGUGAGAGAGCAAAAUUUCAUAAGAUGAUUCGUCAGGAUAACCAGAAGGUUAAAGACUUCAUCCUUGAAUUGCAAAGACAAGCUGCCAAAUGCAAUUUUGGUGAUCAGCUUCAUGUACAGUUGAGAGAUCGGUUAAUUGCUGGAAUUAACAUACCAGGUCUGGAAAAGGAGCUGUUAAGAAUGCCGAACUGUUCUUUUCAAGAUGCUAGAACUGCAUGUAUUAACUACGAAGCAGUGAAUGAACUUGAUAUUCAAUCGAUGAAAAUUUCUAAUACUUUGCUUAGUCGUCAUGAUGAAUUACAAUCUCAGGGUCGAUCAAAUUUGCGUUCGUUUAAUCGUGAUUGCUAUUCCCGUGGAAAUAUGAAAGGUGGUUUAACAAGGAACUGCAAAGCAAACAACAAAGGUGAGAAUAAGUUUGGUAAAUGCUUAUCUUGUGGCAAAUUUCAUUUUCGUAAUUCAUGUACAUUUCGUAAUGCUAAAUGUUUUAAAUGUGGCAAGAUAGGACACAUUCAGUCAGUGUGCAAAACUACUGUUCACUUUGCUUCAAGUAUUACUAAGUCUGGUAACUUAGAUCCCAAUAAUUCGGCUGUUCUUGAUGAUCAUUUAUCUUUAUCCACUACUUCAAAAGGGAAUGUUCAUAUUCAAAAGCGAUUAUAUACAUCCCUUGGUUCAUUUCAUGACUUUAUUGUGGACACAGGUAGUAUAGAGUCCAUUAUUUCAUUCAAGAACUUGAAAUCUUUAGAUCCUAAUGUUGUGGUAAAACCCACUGAGGUCUCAAUACUGGGGAUUACUGGACACAGACUACCUAUACGAGGAUGUUGUAAAUUGCUAAUAAGAGAUGAUAAUUCUUCAUACGUACCUUGUGAAUUUUUAGUUAGUGUAACAGGACUGUCCAUACUGGGUUUAAAAAAUCUGAAAAGGCUUAAAGUGGAAUUGUCUCUACUAGUUUCUACAGAGAAUUCUGAUGCUUUACUCAAGGAUUUGAUAGCUGUGUGUGCUAAGUGUAGUGGAGGUAUGAAAAUUCAGCCCAUUAAACUUCAAGUACAGGGUGAUCCGGUCUUUCUUAAAAGACGAAUAAUUCCUUAUGGUCUUCGAGAAGCAGUACAUAAGUCACUGAAUGAUUUGUGUGCGAAAGGUAUAAUUGAACCAGUUCAGUCCUCAGCAUGGGGUACUCCUAUUGUUACGCCAUUGAAAUCGGAUGGCAAGACCCCUAGAAUAUGCGGUGAUUACAGAUUGACACUGAACUCCCGUUUGUUGAAGCAAACAUGCACGACGAUGGAGGCUGAAGAUAUUCUAAAUCGGCUUCAUGGUUCUAAAGUGUUCUCGAAAGUUGACUUGAAAGAUGCUUAUCUUCAAAUCCCUUUAGACCAAUCUUCAUCUAUCUUGACAACAAUUAACACUCCUUUUGGUCUGUUCAAAUACAACUUCCUUCCAUUUGGUCUUAGUUGUUCUCCAGCCAUAUUUCAAGAGGUCAUGAAUAAGAUAGUCAGCGAUAUUGAAGGUGUUGAAGUUUAUCAAGAUGAUCUCAUUGUUCAUGGUGCUGAUAAAGUAGUCCAUGACCAGAGACUUAUUGCUUUAUUGCGUCGUUUAAUUGAGAAGAAUAUUACAGUGAAUCCAAAUAAGUGUUCAUUUAGUGUAUCUAGUUUUGAAUGCCUUGGAUACCUAGUUGAUGGUAAUGGUUUUAGACCAGAUAUGAAACGACUAGCUCCACUGACAAAUGCACCGUCUCCAAAAAACAUCACAGAAUUACGUUCACUAGUGGGUGCUCUUCAGUACUAUUCUCGUUUUAUUCCUAAUUUUUCUUGUCGUGCCAAUUGUUUAUUUAAUAUUUUGACAUCCAAUUCAUUCAAAUGGGGUGAAGAACAAGAGUCAUGCCUACGAAGUCUGCUAAAGUUUCUUCAAAGUGAUGCUGUCCUUCGAACUUACUCACCCAGUGUACAUUCUGUUCUUAUUACUGAUGCGUCACCUGUAGGUAUUGGUGCAGUUUUGGAACAGGAAGGUAGGCCAGUUAUAUGUGUUUCACGCAAACUUUCUGUUGCUGAACAAGGUUAUUCACAAACGCAGCGAGAAGCGUUAGCUGUGUUUUGGGCUGUUAAAAGACUUCAUAAAUAUUUAUUUGGAAAGAAGUUUACCAUUGUUACUGAUCAUGAAGCCUUAAAGUUCAUUUAUCAUCCUGACAAAUCCUUAGCACGUUCCUCAGCUGCUAUGGUUCAACGAUGGAGUAUUGCUUUGAGUGCUUAUGACUAUACGAUUCAGCACAGGAGUGCAAAACAAAUUCAACACGUUGACUACAUUUCUCGACAACCAUUACAAGAUAGACCUGUUAAUACUUCAGACUGCUUGUUAGUGCAACCUUUACCGGUGAGACGUCCAGAUCUCAUUAGAGAAACUCGUAGAUACUUUGGAUGUAUACUCAGUGCUAUACGGAAGGGUUGGAAUGCUAAUCUGAAACGUAGAUUUCCUGUCUAUUAUUCAAAGCGGGACGAGUUAUCUACUACUCCUGACGGUAUUUUGUGUUUAAAUGAUCGUGUUGUUAUUCCUCCUUCAUUACGCAAACCUGUCCUUGAUGAUCUUCAUAGUGGACAUCUUGGUGUUGAGAAAAUGAAAUCCUUAGCAAGACUCACAUGUUGGUGGCCAGAGAUAAAUGCAGAUAUAUGUCGUACAGCAAACAAUUGUGAGAAAUGUCAUAAGCUAAAAAGUCUGCCUUCGAAGUGGACUCCAUGGCCAGUAUCGUCUGAGGCCUGGCAGAGAAUUCAUGCAGACUACUGUGGUCCAUUUCUUGGCAAAUACUAUGCACUUGUAAUUAUUGAUUCUUUUUCUAAGUGGCCUGAAGUUUUUUUCACAACUUCACCGAAUUCUGACUUCACAAUUCAAGCAUUAAGGAAGGUGUUUAGUCGAGAAGGAGUUCCCAUGGUGUUGGUGACUGAUAAUGGCUCUCAUUUUGCUGCAGAUGCAGUCACUAAUUGGUUAAAUGGUAUAGGGUGCAGACAUCUGUUUACGGCUCCCAGGCACCCUUGUUCCAAUGGUCAGGCAGAAAAUUUCGUAAGAACAUUGAAAAUUGCUAUUGAUUCUAUUGCUGCUUCGACAUUCAAUGAACUGGAGAGGGGAGUAGAUACAUUUCUACUUCAAUAUAGAAAUGCUAAGCAUUCUGUGACGAAAGAGACUCCAUCAAAGCUAUUAAAAGGAAGAAUUCUCCGUUCGAAUAUGAGGUGUUUGGAGUCUGCAGAAGUUACGUAUUAUCGUGGUAAUGAUCUUCGACCAGCCACGGGGAUCGUGGUGAAGAAUGUUGGAAAAUCUAUGGUGCGAAUUCUGGAUAUCAAUGACUUGACCAUACAUAACCGACACGUUGAUCAAAUACAAUACCAGAAUCCAGGUGAGUCUGUUCCAAUUUCGGUUGUUAAUUCUAAUACUAAUGAGUGCAUUCUAGAUAAUACAGAGUCUACAUCCAAUACACCGUCGGACAGAUGUAAGAUGAACUUAAGAAGAGGACGAACAAUCGAUUACAGACACUUACACUCCAAUUCGAGCUGUGGCGGAUGUGAUGUUUAAAUAAAUCAAUGACUUCUUCGUAUUGAUGACUGUUGUAAUUUUGAAUUCCAAAUACAAUACAUUCGUUCGAGUUC
Messenger RNA from Schistosoma rodhaini, 3982 nucleotides. The record is from the annotation of a GenBank genome assembly. Lineage: Eukaryota; Metazoa; Platyhelminthes; Trematoda; Strigeidida; Schistosomatidae.